Molecule: messenger RNA, 1045 nt
Organism: Effrenium voratum
Lineage: Eukaryota; Dinophyceae; Suessiales; Symbiodiniaceae
Source: the annotation of a GenBank genome assembly
UGGCUCGAAGCUCCCUGAUCGCUCCAUACUCCGGCCAUGAAGCGUCCUCUUGAAGAGUCCGGCAAUGCUGAUGGUCAGGCCCUUGACUUGCUUUGCUUUGCUCCACUGCGCCAGGGGCCAAAGCCGCCCAAGGCAUACAAAAACAACGACUUCCUGAACUCCACGGAGGCUCGACUGAUCCGCAUCAUGUGCGAGCUCGAGGAGCCCAAGGAACGGCUGCAUGCUGAGUCGGUGGACAACAUCGUCAUGUUCUUUGGCUCCGCGCGCGCAAAGCCCAAAGAUCAGUACGAGGCUGCCGUCCAGGAGGCCGAGGCAAAGGUCAAGGCCAAUCCUGGUGACGCGAAGCUGGCGUCCGCCCUCUCGCGCUUGAAGAAGCAAGAGUUCUUGAUCGGCAUGUUCGACGUGGUGCGGGAAACCUGCAGGCUACUGUCCGAGUGGAGCGCGAAGCGUAGCCAGCAGGGCCUACCAGAAUACCACGUGGGCACAGGCGGCGGGCCUGGAAUGAUGGCGGCGGCCAACGAGGGCGCAGCUCAAGCCAAGGGAAAGUCCAUAGGUCUUGGCAUCUCUGUGCCCUUCGAGGAUGGCUUGAAUCCCUAUGUCACGCCCAGUCUGGGCUUCGAGUUCCAUUACUUCUUCACCCGAAAGUUUUGGAUGGCCUUCAAGUGCAUGGGAUUGGUGGUGGCGCCUGGCGGCUUUGGCACUUGCGAUGAGCUCUUUGAGCUGCUGACCUUGAUGCAGACAGGGAAAAUCAAGCGACAGCUUCCUAUUGUCCUCAUCGGCAAGAAGUUCUGGAAGGAUUGCAUUCAGUGGGACGCGUUCGUGCACUACGGCAUGAUCUCUGAUUGGGACGCCCAGCAGCUGCGCUUCGCAGACACCGCCGAGGAGGCAAUGCAGCAUCUCAUCGAGGGUAUCGAAGCAGUGGAGGCUGCCGAGAAGGACAAGGAGAAGACCAAGAAAUGAGGUGGCAGCUUCGGGUGACGUCGCGGGGUGGUGUGGGAACCACCGUUCCGUCCGACCGUUUAAAACCUUGGCCGAUUGCCGCCCA